Bipolaris sorokiniana ND90Pr is the source of this 945-nucleotide messenger RNA. RefSeq lists its product as uncharacterized. The record is from RefSeq and is a predicted model, not a curated record. The transcript has 2 exons. Bases 249 to 602 code for a protein of 117 amino acids. Lineage: Eukaryota; Fungi; Ascomycota; Dothideomycetes; Pleosporales; Pleosporaceae.
AGAGAAGGGAAGUGUUGUCUAUAAGGAAGGCGUCUUCGCACUUAUGGUGUUGACCUACAACAUUGUUUUCAAAGUAUUACACUUUUCCGACAAUUGGACUUAGAUUCUUAUUUUUCGAUCUGACAACCUCUUCUCUAUACUAGAGUAUCGCGAAAUUUCUUACAUAAAGAUCUCAGACGAUUCUUCACAGUCUCCAACUUGGUUUCAAACCACGCACCAUCUCAUCCAACUACCCAUCAUCCACUAACAUGAAUCUCGGCUCAUGGGAUGGAAUCUCUACUAUGUCUAUUGUUUUUGUUGCAAUCGGUGGCGUGAUAGCCGUUCUCAGCCUCAUAAUUCUCGCCGCUACCAUUAUGGGCAUUCCAAACCGCAGGAGGCGACAAGACGACAAGGGAAAUUUUUCGUCAGAAGAGAUGGAAAGGGACAGCAUAGAUUUUGAACUCCUAGAGAAGGAUAUUAUCGAGGUUACUGUAACAAGGAUGCCGAGUACAUCGCACAGUAGCCCAUCUCACGGCACAUAUGCUCCACGAAUGCCGUCAAUACCGGUGUGUGAGUGGUUUACAAGGGAUCGAUCCGUCCCGAAAUCGUUGCAAUCGACCUGAUUGCCUGUGUCUCUACACCUAAUAUCGAUGGUCUCACACGAUGUCAUUUGGGCGCCUUGCCUGGGUUACUGUCAGACGGAGUUAAUAUGAUUCCUAACAGCGUGGUUACUAUUCCGUUCCAUAUUCGACCGGAUUCCGCGGUCAGCGCUUCGGUACCUUAUUGUGGCUUGGAGAUCGGAGUUAGGUGUUAUGACCGAUAUGUAGUAUUUCGCUUAUGGAUCCGUAUCCAUCGCCUCCAUCUGUUGUUAUUCGUCCAAAAGUCAGUCGAGUUACAUAAGCACAAUCCGAUCUCGGGCUGAGUUUCUUGCUGCCUUGUGGCUAUGCGCGCUUUCUUCAUCCGCGG